AUGUCUACUUACGCAGAAGUCGCCGCCGAAUCCGGACCCAUUGGAGCAGAGAAAAUCCCUGAGCCUGCUCAGGUGAACAGAACCACCGAACCUCAAGGUAGUGUGGAGACGGUGCCUAAGGAGGACUUUGAGAAGAUUAAAAAGCAGGCGAAGAAGACCACUGAGGAGGCUGUCAAGGCUGGCAAGGAGCAUGUCCAGGACUUUAAGAAGGAAUUGAAGGAGUUGAAGGAGGAGCUGAAGCCUUAUGUUGAGAAGGCCGUGGAUUAUGUCAAGGAUAAGUACGCAGCCACUGCAGCCUAUGUUUCUUCGUGGGUUAACAAGGAUACCAUCAAUGCAGCCGGUCAGGAGUUGCAAAAUCCAGUUGUUGUUGGCCAGCUUGCGGUGAUUGCUGGAGGUGCCACUGCUGGCUACUUCAUUACCCAGGAGAGCGGUCGCAUCAAUUCGGAUAACAAGUAUGUUGUGGCCAUUCAUGCCGGUAUAAUCACUGGAUUGAUUUUGGCCGACGUGUAUGUGUUCCAGCAGUUGUACCCUAAGUACAAGAAGUAA
Molecule: messenger RNA, 546 nt
Organism: Sungouiella intermedia
Lineage: Eukaryota; Fungi; Ascomycota; Pichiomycetes; Serinales; Metschnikowiaceae
Source: the annotation of a GenBank genome assembly